Molecule: messenger RNA, 1638 nt
Organism: Didymodactylos carnosus
Lineage: Eukaryota; Metazoa; Rotifera; Eurotatoria; Philodinida; Philodinidae
Source: the annotation of a GenBank genome assembly
AUGUUCCUGUUAAAACAGACAGUUACAAGUAUUGUAUCGGUUGUCGACAAAACAAAGCAGAAAAAGGAAUAUCGGAAUAUCUCAACAUUGGGCAAUAUUGAAUAUUUGCAAAAAGCUGCAACAAAUUCUGCCGGACUUUUGACAUUGUACUACAAAGAACAGUUGGAUUCUAUUGACAUGAGCAAAAAAGUCGAAGGCAACCAUCGAUUGGCAACAUUUUUUACAUGGGCAAACAACAAACUCGACGGAAAACCAAGUGAAAAUACAAAGAGAAUUAGAAACUUUGCUCCGAAUCAACCGUUGGCCGACCAGUUAUGGCUUUGCGUUGCAAAGCAAGAUCCAAUGGUCAAAAUGAAAACAGAAACACUUGGGUUUGAAAUGGGACAACACAAAGUUCCACUGAAAAACGGAAAAUUCAUCCUAUUAAAACAUUUGUUUGGUUGUCCAAUUGUCGUGGCUGGAGGUGCGGUCUAUCAGUAUCAGCUGCCAUCAGAGGAAUCUACCGAAAAUGAUCCCACUCAGUAUGGUUAUGUUUACUUGGAUCCGUUCACUGACAAGAUCACUGGUCAAUUGAUUGUAGAAAUACGAAAGCUGAUAAAAAAAAACGAUCAGUCGGGAACACAUCCUCCAGACAUACUCGAUAAUGUUGGCUUGUUUCGAGAAGGCGGUGAAAGUACAAGUCUCGUUUACGAUGUAUUCGAUAUGAAACAAACGACAAUUUCACUCGCACAUUCGAUGCGGGAACAAAAUUUACUUGUUGAUCCUGAUCAGCUGAAACAUUCUGUACAAAAAGUUCGUUCGGACAUUGUCGAUGACGUGACAAUAGAAGUUAACGUACUUCGAGAGGAUUUUAAUGCAAAAGCAGCAUGGUUUCAAACAUCGAUCGAUGCAGCCUACGAAAAAAUUACGAAAGAUUUUGAAAAAUGUCAGGAAGAGUUGAGUGAAACACAAAAAGCCGAGUAUCGAACAGCGACAAGAAAACUGGUUGAUCAAGUCAAACAAUCUCAACAGCAGCUGGAAGCAGUAAUUAAAAAACGAACACAAGAAAUGGAACAAUUGUUGAAUAAAAAAUGUGAACAACAAGAUGUCAUCGUCCAAAAAGCGAAGCAAAAAUCCAUCGUCGCCGUUAAUACAUCAACAAAAGCGAAAGAAUUGAGUAUGACAAGUGAGCAGUCAGCGAAACAAUCAGCGGCACAUUCACAAAAGCUUGUUGAAUCAACCGCACAGCGUAAACAAGAAAUGCAAAAAGUCAUUGAUGAAUGUGUGAAAAAGGUCGAAAAAACGAUAGCCGAACAAAAACAAGCUUAUGAUAAAAGUCUAAGCAAAUUACAGGCAAAUGCCCGUUUGGAGAUGGAACGAAUGAGACAACAAGCCGAAAUAUUGACAUUGAAAGCAUCCGAAGCGGCGAAAGCAGCGGAUAAAUCUGCAAGCGAUGCUAAAACGACGCAAAAGAAUACAAACGAACAGAUCGGAGUUAUGAAAAAGGAACGGAAAAAGUUGCUCAAAGAAGUGAAAGAAGUCAGAGAAGCGAGUGAAAAGGCAGUCAGUCAUGCUCGCGAUGCCGAAAGAUCUGCGAAAAAAUCUCAAGAAAAAGUUGAAAAAAUGGCAAAAAAAACUAUAUUAGAGACGACUGAAUAA